GGCAAGCAAACAUUUGUUCUGAUGUUGACAUGGUUUUCAAAAGGUCAAUGGUUGCUACUCCUAUCAUAGUAAACCUUCCAAAUGGGACAAAGGUGAGAGUGACACAAGUGGGAGAGGUGAAGUUCAAUGAUCAUGUUAUUCUGAAGGAUGUUCACAUAAUUCCUGAAUUUAAAUAUAAUCUUUUGUCUGUUGUCCAAUUGGUGGAGAAUGACAAGCUGAAGUUCAUUUUUACAAGUGAUGGAUGUAAAUUGAUUAAUGGAGAAACAAUUGUUGAGAUAGUAGUGGGAAAAGCAGUUGGAGGCCUGUAUGUAAUAGAAGGGAAUGAUGCCUACAUCAAUGCUGCCAAUGGAUCAUUCGGUGGCCAGUACAUCCUCCUUAAACAAUGGGACCCCAAAUGCCUGGAGUUCUCUGAAGAUGAGGAAGUGGUCAGAAUUUGGACGCAUAUCCAGAACCUUCCUCUCCAUUGGUCCACGACAGAAUUGGGGUUGAAAAUGGGAAGAAAAAUUGGUAAAGUGAUAGAUGUGCAAGCACCAGGGGUGGGUAACAGCAUAGGACAAACCAUCAAAGUGCUAGUGGAAUUAAAUGUGAGGGAACCAAUUCUGCGAGGCACCUUCAUUAAGCUGGGAGCUGAGAACACAUGGAUUGACUUCAGGUAUGAAAACCUUCAAACUUUGUGCUAUUACUGUGGUAGACUUGGUCAUGGUGAUAAGAAUUGUUCUUUCAAACAAAAGGAUAUUAAUAACAAUGUGCUUAAGACUGGUCAGGAUCUAGUUGCUACUGAGAGUGUUUCCAUUGAACUUAUUAGGUUGGAUACACCUCCUUUGAAUUUGGGUAAAAGCCCUUUGAUGCAACCUAAUAAUGCUGAUAAGGACUUAACCCCAAAGGGAAAAGGGGUUGAACCUCAUUAUGAGGUUGAGCCUAGCUCUAAAGGCCUGGUUGAUGUUGAAAUCAAACAGUCACCUUUGCUGACUUUCUCAGGAGCUAGGAGUAAAAAAACCUUUUUCCAGAAAAGCAAGGAGCCAUUUGGUGAAUCCUAUCCAAGAUAUGGUG
Molecule: messenger RNA, 1050 nt
Organism: Striga hermonthica
Lineage: Eukaryota; Viridiplantae; Streptophyta; Magnoliopsida; Lamiales; Orobanchaceae
Source: the annotation of a GenBank genome assembly